UCUUUCUCAUGAAUUUGUUCGGUAUUGGUUUCGUCGUGAUUGGGGUUGUCACGUAUGGAAUGAAUGCUGUUCGAUAUUUGCUCACGCUGGACCACAAUCUGAAGGGGCAUCUUAACGAGGGGACGCCAUUCCGUACCUUGGAGCCACAAGUGAUGUCCGCAUGGUUUGGCUUGGCAUGGGAGAGCCUGGCUCUUGCAUUGGCUGCCUACAACUGCUUGAAAGCCAUUCGGUCCGUGUAUGGACUCUCGUACGUGGAGAAUCAUCGCCUGGGGUACGUGAUGAAGGCAUUCAUCGCCCUCUUUCUGGGGGCGGUUUGGCACGUCAUCCUGGUCACUUGCAGCAGCGUGCGCUUCCAACUGCUGCCCUUCGUCCUGUCUGCAUCCUGCCCCCCUGUCAAGCAGUAAUUUGGGGUAAAUGGGAUUUGAAAGUGGUAUCCAUUUGCACAUCAACUUUUUCUUUAAAUGUUGAAUGAGUAGUCAAUAAAGUAGUGUUUUGAAAAAGUUGGGCAAAACAAUACUGAUUGGCUUCACAUUUUAUGAUGAUAACAAUGAGAGAAAGUGCAUUAUUUGCGAAUUCAUUAACAGAAAUUUGAAUCAUGUCAGUAUCACAGUCAUUUCGUUUCAAUUGAUUAAAAGAGGAGCACUUCAUUGCAUUCCAUAAUUUCAUCAUGGCUGCCCAGCUUCCAACCAGCAAUUUGGACACUAUUCCUUCACCUCCGCCUCCUCCUCCUCCGCUCGCAUCAUCAGGAUCGAGAAUGGGGUGGAGGGCCCCGGAAGGAGACGAACUACCAAACACGUCAACCUCAACUUUCAAAGUUUGGCAAGAGUUGUCUCUCGUCGUGUCCAAAACAAUGAUUGUAUAUUGUGCCAUGUCUCUCACAAUCCUGUGCGUCCUGGCGUUUCUCAUUCUGUCGGGCAGCCUGGUCCCUGAUUUCAGUGCAGAGGAGGAAGCUUCACUUCCAAUCACUCCUACCUCGAGCCCGGCCAACAGUAAUGCAUCGAGUAAUGCGAAUCCUUCUCCAGCAACAACGCCAACAACGACAACUACCAACAGCCUGCAUGAGAAGUUGGUUUCGCGAAUGCAUGCUCACGACACCGAGUUCUACAUGUUCAUUCUCACACUGCUCGUGUCCAUCAGAGGGGGGCUGUUGUACAUGGCGAAGGCGUUGAAGCGACCAAUCCUACAGAAAGACUCGUCCUCGGUGGGAACGUGGCUGUUUGGAGCAUUCUGCAUCCUCGUGGCUGAGCUGAUUCUGGGACUUUCUCUCCUUCAGUGCCUCCCAGGAGCGCACAUUCUCAUCCUCGUCUUUCUCGUGGUGGAAAUCUUCGUCCAAGUUGCCUUCAUGUGGAUCGUGUGGAAUUUCAAGUUGGAAAUGAUGAUGACGGUUGCAUAAUCCAAUUCUUGCCAUUUGCACGACUUCACAUUUGCACACAGACAGAAGCCGCAAUAAAUGAAAAUAGAGAUAUCAAUAACAUUAUGCAUAUUGGCCGCCCUGGUAGAAUUACCUGUCAAACUUUCACCACUCAUUUUUGCCAAUAUCGGGGCAAAUGCAUUCACAUUUUGUCACAUAAUCUAAUACACAAUAAAUAAAAUGUGUAGUGUGAGUGGUGUGUCUGAUGGUAUCAGCAUGAAAUUUCAU
Molecule: messenger RNA, 1639 nt
Organism: Folsomia candida
Lineage: Eukaryota; Metazoa; Arthropoda; Collembola; Entomobryomorpha; Isotomidae
Exons: 6
Coding region: 668-1393 (241 amino acids)
Source: RefSeq, a predicted model, not a curated record